Pongo pygmaeus (Bornean orangutan) is the source of this 729-nucleotide messenger RNA. RefSeq names its product acidic nuclear phosphoprotein 32 family member D (gene ANP32D). Gene Ontology annotation, cellular component: nucleus; perinuclear region of cytoplasm. NCBI's taxonomy places the organism in Eukaryota, Metazoa, Chordata, Mammalia, Primates, Hominidae. Gene Ontology annotation, biological process: regulation of apoptotic process; nucleocytoplasmic transport. The record is from RefSeq and is a predicted model, not a curated record. Gene Ontology annotation, molecular function: histone binding.
AUGGAGAUGGGCAAACAGAUUCAUUUAGAGCUGCGGAACAGGACGCCCUCCGAUGUGAAAGAACUUGUCCUGGACAACAGUCGGUCGAAUGAAGGCUUCCCAGACCUGGAAUUCUUAAGUACAAUCAACGUAGGCCUCACCUCAAUCACAAACUUGCCAAGGGCAAACAAACUUAAGAAGCUUGAACUAAGCAGUAACAGAGCCUCAGGGGGCCUAGAAGUAUUGGCAGAAAAGUGUCCAAACCUCAUACAUCUAAAUUUAAGUGGCAACAAAAUUAAAGACCUCAGCACAAUAGAGCCCCUGAAAAAGUUAGAAAACCUCGAGAGCUUAGACCUUUUCAAUUGCGAGGUAACCAACCUGAACGACUACUGAGAAAAGAUGUUCAAGCUCCUCCCGCAACUCACAUAUCUCAAUGGCUGUGACCCGGAUGACAACGAGGCCCCUAACUGGGAUGGUGAGCGCUACGUGGAGGGCCUGGAUGACAAGGAGGAGGAUGAGGAUGAGGAUGAGGAGGAGUAUGAUGAAGAUGCUCAGGUAAUGGAAGACGAGGAGGGCGAGGAGGAGGAGGAGGAACGUGAAGAGGAGGAGGUGAGUGGAGAGGAGGAGAAGGAUGAAGGUUAUAACAAUGGAGAGGCAGAUGACGAGGAAGAUGAAGAAGAGCUUGGUGAAGAAGAAAGGGAUCAGAAGAGAAAAUGAGAAACUGAAAAUGAGGGAGAAGAUGAUGACUAA